GGGCGGGGAGGCACUUCCGCCACCAGGACGUGUUCAUUGUAAAAUCUCGCUUGCUGUGCAGUGCAAGCAUUGCAGCGGUUUUUAAACUAAAUGAAAGGCUUGGUUAUUUUUUUCACCGGCGGUUUAUCCUUGUUGUUUUAAUCCCCGGAGGACCCGGGCGGUUGUGCUCAGAAGCCGCACAGCGAGGGUACUAUCAUUUGCACGUCAAGUCCUGCCUGGCAUUGAAUUGCACACUGUCUGUCGCUUUCUGUUCUCUGUAAGCGGUGGCGGAGUAGCAAAGGGGGAAAAAAAAGUGCAUUUCAAAUGAUUUUCUUUUAAAUCGCACGCUGCUUGCGACGGUGUGUUUUCAGAAAUGUGUUAAGUAGGACUUGGCUGUAUGUUGGUGCGGGAGGACGAGUCUUUUUGGAAAGCUGCAGCGCUGAUUCAGUGCUGGUUUGGCGUCGUGUUGUGUUGGGUGGCUGCCGGCACAUCGUUAUCAUGACGUGCUGAGCGAGAGGCCUCCGGUUGAGUCUCAUAAUAACAGAUCCUAUUCGGAGAUCGCCUGGUUUAUCUUUAGUAACAUCGUAUCACACGCUGUAUAGUGUUAUUGUUGUAAUUAGUGGCGAGGAUAUAUACUUUUUAAAAUAUAAACUCGCUGUUUGUUUAACUUUGCGUGCAGUGUUGUUUACUCUUGUUGUUUGAUCGACUGCAGCUCUUAAAUUCUCUUUUUCUGUUUGUUUAAUGCCACUACAGACCGCAAGUACCGCAAUAAUAACAAAUACACGGAAUAUCUGUUGUUUUAAAACAAUACUGUCGCCUUUAGGGAUUCUCGGAGCGCGCAUUUUUAAAUAGCUUCGUGGCGUUUGAGAUUCUAGCGAAGUAAAGCUUUCGAGGUUAAGAAACGACAGGAAGCGAUGAAUGGGUUCAGUACCGAGGAGGACAGCCACGACGGCCCUCCGGCUGCCCCGUUUUACGGCCAGAGCUGCUGCCUGAUCGAGGACGGGGAGCGCUGCGGCCGAUCCGCCGGGAACGCCUCCUUCAGCAAGCGGAUCCAGAAAAGCAUCUCUCAGAAGAAACUCAAGCUGGAUAUCGACAAAAGCGUCAGGCAUCUGUAUAUCUGUGAUUUCCACAAGAACUUCAUCCAGAGCAUUCGCAACAAGAGGAAGAGAAAGACCAGCGAUGAUGGGGGGGAAUCUCCGGACCACGAUGCAGAAGUGCCAGAGGUUGAUUUGUUUCAGCUGCAGGUGAACACACUGCGCCGUUACAAAAGGCAUUACAAGUUACAGACCAGACCUGGCCUCAACAAAGCUCAGCUGGCGGAGACUGUCAGUCGUCACUUCAGGAAUAUCCCCGUGAACGAGAAGGAGACCCUGACCUACUUCAUCUACAUGGUGAAAAGCAACAAGAGCCGGCUGGAGCACAAAUCAGAAAGCAGCAAGGCGCUCGAAUAAGUGUGCGCCUUUCUCUUUCUUUACUGCUUUGAACAACUGCUGGGGUGCACACCAAGCAUGCUGGAGAGAGAGAGUGCAUUGCAGGCAGCCAGACCUCCCUCCUCAAGACUGCGGAUCCAUUCAAAACUGUAGCUACGAUGUAUAUUACACAUGCAUACGCACAGCUUGGGACAAAAGUGUUGCAUUACCCAGAACUAGGAUUGAGACAUAAAAAACAAAAUAAAACUAUAUCGUUUUAUUUAACAUCAUGUAAUCAAAGAAGCUACUAAAUGAUACCGCGAAAGUCUACCGGAAGCCAGCAUAGUAGUACAGUAUUUAAAUUUGUCAGGUUUUCGUUAAGUAUAUUGAAAACUACAAAGCGGUAUGUAAUUCAAUUUAUUAGCGUAACAUUAUUCAGCAGGUUUCAUUCAGUUUUAUGAAGCACAAUGAGUUCAUUCUAUAGGGUGAUGCAAAACUUUUGGACAUAGCUGUAGAUAUUGUAUAUUAAAUUAUGAGUGCAAAAGCAUUUGGUUUGGAAAAUGUCGUAUGAAAACAUUUCACGUGAGUGAUGUGAUUGUGUGCCAAAACACAAAGAAAAUGAGAAAUCUGUGUUCUUGUAAAGUAAGAGAUGAAAGCCGUACGAUACAAGACCAGCAUGAAAACCAGAUUGAGAUCGAUGUGGGGCUGUGCAGCCGAGAGAAGAUUGUUACAGAAUUAGGGAAACGUGUGCACGCUCUAGAGAGAUGUGUUACUGUCCCAGUGCAGGACGGCAUGUUCCUGAGACUGGGUGCAGACGCAGUGCAUUGUGGAGGGGGGGGGUUGUUUUACAUAUUGAAUAUCUCGAUUCGGGGCAGUGUGUGCUGCUCACCCCUCAUUAAGAGCUAGCACAUGGUCACAUGUUUCAUAUUGUUUUCUACACAGAGGGCUCGAAUGGAAACACAUGCAAGUGUGUGAUUUGAUGUGUUGACACGAGUGUGGAUUUUAAGAUUCCUGAAUGCGUUGUUGUUGUGUCCCCUAAAGCUAAGCUGUGUUUGCGCUACUAACUGUUUGUGUCUUUGUAUUGCUUUGGUUUUUAUUUUAGUGACCUUGGUCAUUUUUUUUUAAUACUGUAUUUUGUGCGUCUUUGUAGAAGUUUCACAACAUCGAUAUGAAAGCAGGGGAAUGGAUGCCAGCGUGUUCUAAUUUAUUACAAUGUGAAAAUCUUAACACUACCUGGUUUGAAAAUACUACGCGUUCCAAACUAAAAGGGACUUAAAGCUUCAUUCAAGUUUGUGAGGAGGGCGUGCGCGGGUCUGACCUGUUGCCAUGGUAACGCACGUUACAAGGCAGCGGAGGGUGGGCUGGUUCUUGUUCAAGGCAGUGGGGGGUGGGCUGGUUCUUGUUCA
Messenger RNA from Acipenser ruthenus (sterlet), 2794 nucleotides. Its product is annotated as histone deacetylase complex subunit SAP30L. The record is from RefSeq and is a predicted model, not a curated record. Gene Ontology annotation, biological process: regulation of DNA-templated transcription. The coding region runs from base 894 to 1430 and encodes 178 amino acids. Gene Ontology annotation, molecular function: transcription coregulator activity; protein binding. Gene Ontology annotation, cellular component: histone deacetylase complex. The transcript is spliced from 4 exons. Lineage: Eukaryota; Metazoa; Chordata; Actinopteri; Acipenseriformes; Acipenseridae.